Molecule: messenger RNA, 3678 nt
Organism: Knipowitschia caucasica
Lineage: Eukaryota; Metazoa; Chordata; Actinopteri; Gobiiformes; Gobiidae
Source: the annotation of a GenBank genome assembly
AUGUUGGCUGGAGCUGUGGGCUGGAGCUGUGGGCUGGAGCUGUGGGCUGGAGCUGACAAGUGUGACGAGCCCCUGGCCUCCCCCCUGUCGCACACAGCCUUCACCAGCUCAUCUGUGUUCUCCAAUGGAUACGCCCCAGGAUACGCCAAGCUCAACAGGAGAGGAGGGGCGGGUGGAUGGUCACCUCUUGACAGUGACCAUUACCAGUGGCUUCAGGUGGAUUUGGGGUCGAGAAAACAAGUGAGCGCCAUAGCAACGCAGGGCAGGUACAGCAGCUCGGAUUGGACAACGCGGUACCGACUUCUCUACAGCGACACAGGGAGGAACUGGAAACCCUACCACCAGGACGGGAACAUAUGGGCCUUCUCCGGGAACUCCAACUCGGAGAGCUCCGUCCGGCACGACCUGCAGCAGGGGAUAGUGGCCCGUUUCCUCAGGAUCAUCCCACUCGACUGGAGCGAGGAGGGAAGGAUCGGACUGCGGGUCGAAGUCUACGGCUGCUCCUACUGGUCGGAUGUGAUCAAUUUUGAUGGACAAGGUGUCAUCUCCUAUCGAUUUAAGGUGAAGAAGAUGAAGAUCAUUAAAGACGUAAUUGCUCUGAAAUUCAAGACUUCAGAGAGCGAGGGUGUAAUUCUCCACGGGGAGGGCCAGCAGGGAGACUACAUCACCCUGGAGCUGCGCAAGGCCAAGCUUCUACUGCAGAUAAAUUUGGGCAGUAACCAGUAUGGCUCCAUCCUGGGACACACCUCCGUCACCACAGGCAGUCUGCUGGAUGACAAUCACUGGCACGCCGUGGUGAUCGAACGCUAUCGAAGAAACGUCAACUUCACCCUGGACAGACACACGCAGCACUUUCGGACCAACGGGGAGUUUGACCACCUCGACUUGGAUUACGAGUUGAGUUUUGGGGGGAUGCCAUACAGUGGAAAGCCAGUGGGAGGAGGCAGGAAGAACUUUAAAGGCUGCAUGGAGAGCAUCAACUACAACGGGGACAACAUCACUGACCUGGCCCGCCGGAAGAAGCUCGACACCUCCAGCUUUCGUAACCUGUCCUUCUCGUGUGUAGAGACCCAUACCUUCCCGGUUUUCUUCAACGCCAGCAGUUUUCUGCAGUUACCGGGAAGAGCCAAUCACAACGUGUUAUCAGUGGGUUUCCAGUUUCGGACGUGGAACCCAGACGGGCUCCUGCUCUUCAGCAACCUGGACGACGGGAUACUGGAGAUUUCGGUUGUAGAGGGAAAAGUGAUGGUACACAUCAACGUGACUACAGCAACCAAAAACUACCGAGUGGAUCUCUCAUCAGGUUCUGGGCUGAACGAUGGUCAGUGGCACAGCAUUCGUCUGGUUGCCAAGGAGAACUUUGCCAUGCUGACCAUAAAUGGAGAGGAGGCUUCGACGGUGCGGUCUACCUCUCCCCUCAGCAUCACCACGGGAGGGACCUAUCACCUGGGCGGGUACUUCCUUCAAACCCUCUUCCCGCCGACCCAGAGGUCCUUCCAGGGAUGUAUGCAGGCCAUUCUAGUGGACGACCAGCCGGCGGAUCUACAUGCAGUGGAGAGAGGCACUGUGGGGGCUUUCGAGAAUGUCAGCCUGGAUAUGUGCGCAAUCAUUGACAGGUGUAUGCCAAACCACUGUGAGCACGGCGGCGGGUGCAGACAGACAUGGGACAGCUUCAGUUGUACCUGUGAUGGGACAGGGUACACUGGAGCCACCUGCCACACUUCCAUCUACGAGCCGUCCUGUGAAGCCUAUAAGCACCUGGGCAGGUCGUCUGAUACGUACUGGAUCGACCCCGAUGGCAGCGGGCCCCUCAGCCCCUUCAAAGUCAACUGUAACAUGACAGAUGAAAAUGUGUGGACAAUAGUCAUGAACAAUCUGCCUCCCAGAACGUCUGUGGUGGGCUCGAGUCGAGAGAAGCGAACGGUUUUGCAGGUGAACUACAGCGCCACUAUCGACCAGAUGACAGCCAUCACCACCAGCACAGAAUACUGUGAGCAGAGCAUCGCCUACAGCUGCCGCAUGUCCAGACUGCUCAACACUCCAGAUGGGACGCCCUACACCUGGUGGGUGGGCCGGGGCAGCGAGAAGCACUUCUACUGGGGCGGCUCCGGACCUGGGAUCCAGAAGUGUGCGUGUGGCAUCGACAGGAACUGCACGGACCCCAAGUACGACUGCAACUGUGACGCGGACCACAAACAGUGGAGAGAAGACUCGGGCCUAUUGGUUGAUAAAGACCAUCUGCCAGUCAGCCAGGUUGUCGUGGGAGACACAAACAGACCGGGAUCGGAGGCCAAACUCACCGUGGGUUCGCUGCGAUGCCAGGGAGAUACGGAUUACUGGAACGCAGCGUCCUUCACGACUCCGUCAUCGUACCUGCACUUUGCCACGUUCCAAGGAGAGACCAGCGCAGACAUAUCCUUCUAUUUCAAGACCAGCGCCCCCUAUGGAGUGUUUCUGGAAAACCUGGGCAACACAGACUUCAUCCGACUGGAACUCAAAUCUCCCACAGUGGUCUCCUUCUCCUUCGACGUGGGAAACGGGCCGGUGGAGCUGAACGUCCACUCGGCCACGCCUCUCAACGACGACCAGUGGCAUCGCGUGUCGGCCGAGAGGAACGUGAAAGAGGCCGUGCUGCAGCUGGACCAGACGUACAGGGUUUCCCGCACCGCACCCACGCAGGGGCACACCAGGCUGGAGCUGUUUAGCCAACUCUACGUGGGGAAACCGGCCUCCAUCACCUGCCAAGACAGUGCCGCCGGGGGGCAGAGGGGCUUCCUGGGCUGCAUACGGGGGCUGAGGAUGAACGGCAUCACGCUGGACCUGGAGGACAGGGCAAAAGUCACGCCCGGAGUCAAACCUGGUUGCCAAGGACACUGCACCAGUUAUGGGAUGUACUGUCGCAACGGAGGCAAAUGUGUGGAGAAGUACAACGGAUAUCUGUGCGACUGCUCCAAGACGGCCUACGACGGGCCCUUCUGUACUAAAGACAUCGGCGGCUUCUUCGAGGUGGGUACCCUGGUGCGGUACAGCCUGGCCCCGGAGCCCUUCUCCUCCAGCAGAGAGGCCCGGCUGCAGUCGCAUCAGCUGUGGCCUCAGGAGGUGAACCUGACCCGGGAGGAGGUGAGUGUGAGCUUCAGCACCUCCAGCUCCCCCGCUCUGCUCCUCUACGUCAGCUCCAAGACACACGACUACAUGGCCCUGCUGCUGCGCCACAACGGCUCGCUGCAGGUGCGCUACAGUCUGGGCGGUCUGAGGGAACCCUUUGCCAUCGACGUGGACCAGCGCAACCUGGCCAACGGACAACCUCACAACAUCAAUAUGUCCCGGGUGAACAGGAGCAUUACCAUACAGUUGGACCAUUACCCCACGGUGAGCUACACUCUCCCUGAUGCCUCUGACACGCAGCUCAACCUGGUCAAGACACUCUUCCUCGGCAAAGUCCACGCCUACGAGCUGGAGCGAUCUAAUGCCAUGGUUGACAUCACACGCACGCACACUGUAUAUUUGCCUAUAAACAUCUGCUGCAGAGGUUUGGGCGUCGGAACGAGUGCUGAAUCAUCUGAACGCAGCGCAGAUCAAUACCACUUUGAGACGAUUACCUCUUGGCAGCAAACGCACAGUCAAUCCCGUGACCCUGGCCACGAUAACUACACCGACAGCCCCAGCAAACAGGCCUAA